Messenger RNA from Dioscorea cayenensis subsp. rotundata (Guinea yam), 3243 nucleotides. RefSeq names its product homeobox protein LUMINIDEPENDENS-like. Gene Ontology annotation, molecular function: DNA binding. The transcript has 13 exons. The record is from RefSeq and is a predicted model, not a curated record. Bases 167 to 3013 code for a protein of 948 amino acids. Gene Ontology annotation, cellular component: nucleus. Gene Ontology annotation, biological process: vegetative to reproductive phase transition of meristem. Lineage: Eukaryota; Viridiplantae; Streptophyta; Magnoliopsida; Dioscoreales; Dioscoreaceae.
GCUUAUCACGAGACCGUUUUUUAUGUUCUCCUCCGUCGCCAAUCCCCAAAUCUCGCAUCCAAACCCUAACCCUAACCCGCGAAUGCCAAGGCCUUGGGGCCCGGAUCCAGGGCUGCGACCUUCUCCGAUCUUCAAUCCCUGAUGCGCGGACUCUCUCGAAACCCGGAUGCUGGGAUCGGAGAUGGCGAUUGUGCCGGCGAUCUCGGCGGAUGGCUCCUUCGCGGAAUUGGAGGGCGUCGGCGAUUCAGUGGAGUCUUUUGUCCGGUUGUUGGAGACGCAGAAGGAGCUGUUCCACAUCCAGAUCGAUCAGCUUCAGAAGCUUGUCGUCACCCAGUGCAAGCUCACGGGCGCCAAUCCUCUCUCGCAGGAGAUGGCUGCUGGUGCACUGUCCAUCAAAAUUGGUAAAAAACCAAGAGAUUUGUUGAACCCUAAAGCAGUAAAAUACAUGCAGUCCAUUUUCUCCAUCAAGGAUGCAAUUGGCAAGAAGGAAACCCGUGAAAUUAGUGCUCUCUGUGGAAUUACAGUCACUCAGGUCAGGGAGUUCUUUGCUGGUCAACGUUCCAGGGUGAGAAAGCUUACCCGUGUGUCUCGUGAGAAAGUAACUCAAUCAGAAGCAUCUAAGGAACCCUUAGAUGUGUGUCCCAUCAGUGUCGAGCAGCCUUUGCCUGUUGCCAUUGAAGCACCCGCAAGCUUGAACACUGUGAAUCCUAUGACAGUCCAACAUUGUCAGGUUCUUGAGAACUAUGGGAAUGCAAAUGCCACUGAAGGCGGGCAACAGGUUCCUGUAAAUUCCACUGAAGUUAAGACUGCUCAAGAAGGUGCUUCUUGUUUACCCCAAGAAGAAGCUAUAGAUGGUAUUGAUUCUGAGGAUAAAAAAUUUCUGGAGAAUAUUUUCAAUUUAAUGAAGAAAGAAGAGACAUUUUCAGGGCAGGCCAAGCUUAUGGAAUGGGUUCUUCAAAUUCAGAAUAUAGCUGUUCUGAACUGGUUCUUAACUAAAGGUGGUAUACCCAUUUUAGCAUCAUGGCUUAGUGAAGCUGCUCUUGAAGAACAAUCAAGUUUGCUUCUAGUCUUACUCAAGGUUCUAUGCCACCUGCCUCUGCAUAAAGUGCUGCCACUACAGAUGUCAGGCAUCUUGCAAACAAUUAACAAACUGCGCUUUUAUAAUAGGUCAUCAGACAUAUCAAACAGGGCGAGAAUCCUUCUGUCCAGGUUGAGCAAGAUUUUUAUUCGGAACCAGGCUAUGAAGAAGCCGACUUUCUCCAAACUGCCCAGAGAUGUUGAUAAGGAAAUCAUUCGGAAACAAAGGAUCAGUGAAAUCCUUCUGAGUGACGAAUCAUGGCAGUCCAAAAUUGACAUCCCUGAGGAAAUACUGGCAUUGACUGAAAAUAAUGACAUGAGCAGGAGAACAGAGCCCAGACCAGGGCUGAAGCUCCUUACAUCAUCAGCUGAUGAGUCAAACAAAAGGCAUAGUCAGAGCGUCUCAACUUCCAAAAACAAGCAGCGCAGAAAAGUUCAAUUGGUGGAUCAGCCUGACAGUAAAGCUGCUGGCAGAAGUGUACAGGUUGCAAGAGCAGGGCCUUCAAAUCAAAGCCGCCCAAUGUCGGCUGAUGACAUCCAGAAAGCAAAGAUGCGAGCUAUGUUCAUGCAAAACAAGUAUGGCAAGAGUGAUGUGUCGACCCCUGAAAAUCUUGGGCAAAAAUCUGUAAACCGUGAAAUAUCUUCUGCACAAAUUAUCAAAACAACGCCUUCAUCUAGAAUAGCCCAGCUUCCUCAUACGAAAAGGAAUGAGGAUAAGAAACCUCUGAUACCCAUUAGGAAACCAUCUCCUGUUAAGAUGGAAACCGACUCAAAGCCAAACAAAACUUCUCGGGAACACUUACUGGAGAGGUUGAAGAGUGUUCGAACUCAAUGGCACAGCCCACCAGAGGUGAAGAUCAAUUCAUUGUGGAGGGUUGGAGCUGGGGAAAACAGCAAGGAAGUUGAAGUGCAGACAGCGAGGACUUGCCGGGAAAAGGAAACAUUGUAUGCAAACCAACAGGAAGUGCCUCCCAAUCCAAAGGAGCCUUGGGAUACGGAAAUGGACUUCGAUGACAGCCUCACUACAGAAAUACCAAUCGAGCAGCCACCCGAAGUUGAUAUUCCUGAAUCGUCUUCUUCAUCCUUGCCCAAUGGCAUCAUCCAAGCUUCAAAAGUGGAGGUCCCGCCAACAGCAACCUCUUUGGCUCCGGCGAUCAAUAAUGCACCACCUGAAGCCGAUAUGGAGUUGCUAGCUGUGCUUCUGAAAAACCCUGAGCUGGUGUUCGCCCUGACUUCCGGCCAGACGAGCAACAUGACCAGCCACCAAACAGUAGCCUUGCUGGAUAUGCUCAAGAAGAGCGGAGUUGGAUUCGCUCAAAGCUCUAGAGAAAUUCAAGAACCGACAUCGCUUCCAUCGCCAACCCCUCCCUCAGAAUCAAGGAGCGAAUGGAGAUCGGAGCCGUCACCGUUCACCAGAAAUCCACCUCAGCUACUGCAACCUCCUCAUGUGCCCGCCGUUGUCUUAACAAUGCCUCAGUUGACAGUAACAACAAACUUGAACCCUACUACUACACCUCAGAAUCACACCCUCAUGAAUCAUCAGGCUUAUAAACAGCUUCCAGCUGCUACCAUGUAUGCUCAACAAAGCUCUAAUACAAGUGCAUAUCAUUCAUCUCUGGCACAAAUGCACAAUGCUUCUACGUCUUUGUUGAACUCUACUAUGCCUACUUGGUUGCCGUCUAGUGUCGCCCCGAGUACUCAUUUUGAUGCUAACCAAUAUAACCACAGAAUGUAUUCAGCCUCUCAAGGCCAAAUGAAUGCAGUGAGGAACAAUGCUGAGUUGUAUUCUAAUAGAGGACUUCCAGACUCUAGAAGGGAACAUGGCCCAAGUUACAGGCCGGAAUGGCCUGCAAAUUGGAAUCCCGGCGAGCAUCGGGACUGGCAAAACCGGCCUAGUGAUGCUGGCCGGAGAGGGCGAGACCGAGAUUGGAGAUGAUUGAUGAUCUUUUGAUCAUUAGUUUGUACAUUAAUUUGUCGGCAGGCAGACGAGGAUUUAACAGAUGAGGAUUCAACAGAGCUUCCCAGUUUUGUUUCCUGCUGAUCAAAAUUCUUGUUUACAUGUUAGGAUUGUGAAUAGGACUUAGGAAACAAACACUCAUUAAAUCUUUGAAGACAUUGGAAAUAUGAGUGGUGGUGGUGGUCUACCUCCAGACAAUUCUUGUUUCA